CGCCUUCACGCCAAUAUCAAGCUCUCUUUGGCCAAGCAUCCCAUAUCCGAUGGUGACGCUACAGCACUCCAACAGCUGAUACGGAUACUUACGUCAAGCUUGGUCCGGCCAGUGAGGACGCCUCGCACCCGACUGACGCUUCUAUCAUGCACGCCAGCUAUAGAUAAGGGCGCGAAGCAGCCUUAAGGCUUCGGUCGCACGAGUCGAGAUGUAGUGAACGUCCACCACUUGACGCCUCUCCUUUUUGCCACUACAGGAAGCUUGUCUGCGAUGUCGAUGUCGUUGAAGGAUCUCGCGGGGAUCGGGCCGUUGUUGUUAUGUGCACUGUUCGCGCUCAUCAUACUCGCAAUCAGGAAGGUCAGAUCCACCCGUGCUUCCUUUGCGGAUCGAGCGAGGUGCGACAAGGAGGGCAAGCGGGAGGCUGCUAUGGCGAGGGCGCAAACGCAGGAGCGAGAGCCAGGAGUUUGGCAUCCGGUCGAAUUUGACUACCCCGCAAUCGAGCCUUUCGAGGGUGAUAUCAUGACGUUGAAGCCGAUACCGUAUCGACCGUUCAGAUGGGGGGAAUACCAUGUCACGAUGGGCAUCAGGAGCAUGAACUGGAACGAAUGGACAGAGAUUGACAAGACCUUCUUCGAUUACCACAAGGUUGUAAAACACCGGCUGCAGAUCAGGGGCGACCGCGCGGUGAUCGUCAACCCCGCGCAGCCCGGCAUUGUGGGCUCCGCCCACGCUGCAGCGCGGGAGCUCGUCCAUGAACUUGCGGAGUACCUCUCUCGUCGUUACCCAGAUUUAUACCGGGUCGUGCGAAAGGAAAAGGGUGAGAAGGGCGAAGGUGGCUGGUAUGGCGAGGGACCGAUCAAGACCAUUACCAUCGAGCCGCUUGACCAGACGUAUGACUUGGAUGAGAUGGAGCCUCUGAAGGUCGCAUCGUUACUUGCCCAGGAAGACUGGGCCUUGAUGCUCGAAGGUUCCGAUGGGCGAUAUUAUUUACAAGCUGGAGCGAUAGCCAAGCCGGGGUUCUGGAGAUUACAGGACAAGAUCGGUAUGCCUCUUGAAGAAAUCCAUCUAUCAGGAAACGUCCCACAAUAUCAGAACAAGCUGCACGUCAGCAUGGCCCGUUUCUUCAGACGUCUCCCAGUCGACAAACCCGUUACGCGAAACAACUAUUUCUUCCAAGUUGUCACGUGGCCGCAGUCUUCCGCCGCACAGAACAACCCAGCGGCGACGAUUGACCCAACCGAGCUUGCAUGGUCGAUGACGAUGCACGGUAAAGAAGACAAGACCGACUUUGAACGCGCUGUUAUGAUGCGCAAUGUUGGCGCCGAGGACGCAAAGACAGGUCCCUUGGACCUGGCGACGGUGUACCUCCGCACGGAGCGCCAGACACUCCGUCGGCUUCCCCGUACUGGCGCUAUCGUGUUCUCGAUACGGGUGUAUCAAACAUGUGUCGUAGAUCUUGCGAAGGAGCCCGGCGUGCCUGGACGAUUGGCAAGCGCGAUCAGAGGCUGGCAAGAGGACGUGGCACAGUACAAGGAUCUGUUUGCGUACAAGGACAUUCUGCAAUAUCUGGAUGAGUGUCAUGCGGAGCAGCUGAAGCAAGGGGUCAUCCGCGCGGACGACCCACAAACAUCGGAUUUUCCUUUCUGAAAUGAUCACAUUCGACCGCUCUCGCUAGAUGGUUCUACUGAGAGGAAAUUAACCACAACUGUCUCGUAGAACCGUGACGCAUCAUUGAACAGAAUAUACGAGCAUCGAUGGGCGUCCGAAUGAUUUAAGCACUGCGCAAACCUACUGCGUGAUAUUGGAUAGAAAGGCUUAUUGUCCGUUACCAGGCAGAUUGCGUAGAGUAGAGAAAAUGCAAGCCAUCUGAC
Messenger RNA from Laetiporus sulphureus 93-53, 1871 nucleotides. RefSeq lists its product as uncharacterized. The coding region runs from base 271 to 1647 and encodes 458 amino acids. The record is from RefSeq and is a predicted model, not a curated record. NCBI's taxonomy places the organism in Eukaryota, Fungi, Basidiomycota, Agaricomycetes, Polyporales, Laetiporaceae. The transcript has 10 exons.